Dictyostelium discoideum AX4 is the source of this 1029-nucleotide messenger RNA. RefSeq lists its product as hypothetical. Gene Ontology annotation, molecular function: zinc ion binding; ubiquitin-protein transferase activity. The record is from RefSeq and is a predicted model, not a curated record. NCBI's taxonomy places the organism in Eukaryota, Evosea, Eumycetozoa, Dictyosteliales, Dictyosteliaceae. The coding region runs from base 1 to 1029 and encodes 342 amino acids. The transcript is spliced from 3 exons.
AUGCAAACAACAAACACACAAACACCACCACUACCACAAAGUAUUGACGAGAUUAAAUCUAAAUCUUAUCAUUCUAGUGAAUUAGAUAUACUUGGAUGUAAACAUUAUGCAAGAAAUUGUAAAAUUAAAGCAGCAUGUUGUGGUAGAAUUUAUGUUUGUAGAUUAUGUCAUGCUGAUGAUCCAGUAAAUUUUAAACAUGAAAUAAACAGACAUGCAACCAAAGAAGUUUUAUGUAUGUUUUGUCAAACAUUACAACCAGUUAGUAAACAAUGUAUAAACAAUGAUUGUAAUAAAGAAUUUGCAAGAUACUUUUGCGAUGUUUGUAAAUUCUAUGAUGAUUCUCCAACUAAAAAAAUUUAUCAUUGUGAUAAAUGUGGUAUUUGUAGAGUUGGUUCACGUGAUGAUUAUAUUCAUUGUGAUAAAUGUAAUGGUUGUUUAAAUAAAAGUGGUUUUAAUUCACAUAAAUGUAUUGAAAAUAAAUUUUCAAAUUGUCCAAUUUGUAUGGAAGAUUUAUUUAGUAGUCGUGAACCAUCAACACCAUUUGAUUGUGGACAUAUGAUCCAUAGUUCAUGUUAUAAUGAUUUCAUUAAAUCUGGUUCUUUUAAAUGCCCAAUUUGUAAAAAAUCUAUAGGUAAAAUGCAUUGGAAACAUACAGAUAAUAUAAUAAAAAGAAGUAAAAUGCCUGAAAUGUAUAGUGGUAGUACUGUUUCAAUUUUAUGUAAUGAUUGCCAAGAGAAAUGUGUUGAUCAACCAUUUCAUUUCAUUGGUACAAAAUGUACCUCUUGUGGUAGUUAUAAUACAACAAUCACUUCAAAAAAUAUAAUAAUUGAUGAGACAAAAGAUUCAAGUUUCACUGUUGUUGAAGAUGCUGAAGAAGAUGAAGAAGAUGAAGAAGAAGAAGAUGAAGAAGGUGAAAGAUUGGGUGAGGAUGAAGAAGUUGUUGAAGGCGAUAACGAUGAAGAUGAUGAUGAAGAAGUCGUUGAAGAAAAUAAUAAUAAUAAUAAUAAUAAUAAUAAUAAUAAUAAUUAA